Aedes albopictus (Asian tiger mosquito) is the source of this 3852-nucleotide messenger RNA. RefSeq names its product ER degradation-enhancing alpha-mannosidase-like protein 3 (gene Edem2). Gene Ontology annotation, molecular function: calcium ion binding; mannosyl-oligosaccharide 1,2-alpha-mannosidase activity. Lineage: Eukaryota; Metazoa; Arthropoda; Insecta; Diptera; Culicidae. The transcript has 12 exons. Gene Ontology annotation, biological process: carbohydrate metabolic process; mannose trimming involved in glycoprotein ERAD pathway; endoplasmic reticulum mannose trimming. The record is from RefSeq and is a predicted model, not a curated record. Bases 564 to 2987 code for a protein of 807 amino acids. Gene Ontology annotation, cellular component: membrane; endoplasmic reticulum.
CAAAACAGAGUCGAAGAAAAUCAAAGGGAAAAGUGAAGGCUGUGCGAGUGCGAGAAGAAAAACUAGGUGGUUGCUUGCUGGCUGCUGGCACAAAAGUUUUCCUUUCGCCUUUUUCCGUCGCGUCGCGAAAAUCUAACGGGAACAGUGUCAUCGUAUCGGGGUGUCGUCAUCGUGGGGAAAUGUUUUCGGUUCGCAACGGAUUGUCGGAGGCCACCACCAGCUUCUCAUCCUGAUGAUUCGCGGUUCGAAACGGGGAAAAGUCGUACGUAGAGCUCCUCCUGCCGAGCCCGAGCGGAGCGAAUCUGUGAGCAGUGUUUUGGGGAAAGCGGAAAAGAAUAAUAAUCGGUUGCUGGUUGACGAGUGUUUUGUCCUCGGCGGAUGAAGAGUCGUGGAAAGGCCACGAGAAAGUGCUGUAAGUGGCUGGUGUUGGAGUAGGUCCUUCCUCUUCCGAAUAUUUUGUGCCGUGAAAGAUUGAACGUAUUUGGUGGUGUCCGUGUUCCGGAGAUCACUCCGAGAGAGUCUUGAGGAAGAGGAAGGGAGUUUUGUUUAGAUAGUCGAAUAGAAUGCGGACAUUGAACGGGUUCUGGUGCUUCCUGCUGCAGUAUGUGGCCCUGUCGGUGGUUUUGUCCGGCUGCGUUGCUACAGCGGACAAUAUUCCGUCCGUUCCGACGCAUAAUAUGUCACACAAGGAGCGGAAUGAGCUGAAGGAAGAAGCCAGGGAAAUGUUCUAUCAUGCCUACCGGGCGUACAUGGAGAAGGCCUAUCCAGCGGAUGAAUUGAUGCCCCUGAGCUGCACCGGAAGGUACCGAGGAAUAACGCCAUCUCGAGGGGAUCUGGAUGACGUUCUGGGCAACUUCUCGAUGACGCUGGUUGACACCCUGGACACUCUGGUCAUUUUGGGCGAUCUGGAAGAGUUCGAGCGAGCCGUGAGGCUUGUAAUCAAGGACGUAAAAUUCGACAACGACAUUAUUGUCUCGGUGUUCGAAACCAACAUCAGAAUGGUCGGUGGUUUAUUGUCGGCACACAUUUUGGCCGAGUAUGUUCAAAAGCAGGCUGACGUAAUGAUGUGGUACCGUGGUGAACUGCUCGAAAUGGCAAAGGAUUUGGGUUAUCGAUUGUUGCCGGCUUUCAACACGUCGACCGGGAUUCCACACGCAAGAGUCAACCUAAAGCAUGGAAUGAAGGUGGAAGCGCUGCGUCAUUCCAGAGAAACAUGCACGGCAUGUGCCGGAACGAUUUUGCUGGAAUUCGCUGCUUUGUCCAGGUUGAGCGGGGAGCCCAUUUUCGAAGCCAAGGCACACGCUGCAAUGGAUGCCCUGUGGAAGAUGCGUCACAGGAGUUCGGAUCUGAUGGGAACGGUUCUGAAUGUCCAUUCCGGGGAUUGGAUCCGGCGAGAAUCGGGGGUGGGAGCCGGAAUCGAUUCCUAUUACGAGUACUGCCUUAAGUCGUACAUUCUGCUGGGAGAUGAGCGAUACUUGGCUCGCUUCAAUCGGCAUUACAAUGCUAUCAUGAAGUACAUCAGUCAGGGUCCGAUGCUGUUGGACGUGCAGAUGCAUCGUCCCCACACGAAAACGAGGAAUUUUAUGGAUGCCCUGCUGGCAUUCUGGCCAGGUUUGCAGGUGCUGUCCGGUGAUUUGAAACCAGCGGUGCAAACCCACGAAAUGCUGUACCAGGUGAUGCAGAUGCACACAUUCAUUCCCGAAGCAUUUACUUACGACUUCCAGGUCCAUUGGGGACAGCAUCAUUUGCGGCCAGAAUUCAUCGAAUCCACGUAUUUCCUUUACCGAGCAACUGGAGAUCACUAUUAUCUUCAGGCUGGGAAAAAAGCGCUAAAAGCACUGCAAAAACAUGCCAAAGUUCCUUGCGGCUAUGCCGCAGUCAAUGACGUCCGUACGGGUAAGCACGAGGACCGAAUGGAUUCCUACGUGCUGUCGGAAACAUUCAAAUACUUGUACCUGCUGUUCUCCGAUCCUUCUGACCUGCUGCUGAACAUUGAAAACUUCAUCUUCACUACGGAGGCCCAUCUACUGCCAUUGACGCUGGGUCAACUGGGGAACCACACUUUCAACAUCAAAGAGCACGAGGAAGGCAACAUGCUGGACUUUAUGCGAUCCUGUCCGAGUCCGAACAAGUUAUUUCCUGAGACGGUCAGGCGCCCCCUUAGAGACCUGGUUACGGGAGUCUGCCCGCGCAUAUCGAGUGCCAAAAGACUUAGAGCGGCUGACUUUCAGGCAAGCAAUGCAGAUCAUCUACGGACAGUUUAUGACAUGGGUAUUACGAUGGUUUCUCUAGGCGAGGGGAAGGUUCAGCUGCUGCAUAGUUUCUAUAAUGCCAAAUCUCCCGAGGAUGCCGAACGAGGGUUGAUCUUCAUGCAGGAGAUGGUCGAACUAUCCAAAUCGAAUGCCAUUCCGAAGACACAACUGCAAGAAGUAUCCUUCCAGAGGAGCGGUGAGGAGUUACAGGUGCUCAAAGCGGGUCCAAGUCACUUCGGACCGGAACUGACGGGGGAUAUGUCGAUCUCCCAGCGAGCGGUGUUUGCCAGUCCGUCCAAGGUUUGCACAAGCCUUAAAAACAGCAAAGAGCUUAAGGGUAAGAUAGCAAUUCUAGAACGAGGUGAUUGUACAUUUGUGGACAAAGCUCGAAGAGUUCAAUCGGCAGGUUCCAUAGCCGCCAUCGUUUACGAUAACACGCCAAACACCUCGAUCGACAACCAGCAGAUGUUUGCCAUGUCCGGCGACGGACGGGACGACGUAAAGAUUCCAGUGGUGUUUCUCUUCACCAGGGAAGCCGAAGUGCUGCUCGCGGCAGUUAAAUCGGAUCCUAACCUUGAGAUCACCCUGAGGGCCGUGAAGGAGCUGAGUGAUCUGCAUUCCCCGGAAAGCACGAACGCACAUUCACAAAAGAAGACUGAAUCAGCCCGGACCUCUAGCAGCAGCAGCAGCAGUAGCAGUAGUAGCAGCAGUGAAUCAAAAUCAAACAAGCCAUAAUAGUAAUUGUGUGCGGCCUUCGUCGAAUGCUGGGGGCGAUAAAAGGAAAAGAAAACCGACUAUUAGGUAAAAGCUGAGAUAACGAAACUAAUUGGCAUUAGCGAGAAAAACAAACAAAAAAAAUGACGAAACAGUGUAUAAAAGUUUGUAAAUUUUCCAUUGAGAAAACACUGUGCGAAGAUGAUACUAGGAGUUUGAAUGAGAGAGUAAGUGAGUAGAUAGAGCUGUGCAUUUUUUUCCUUUUUCAAAGUGAUACAUUUGUUGACGAGAAGUAUGAAGUGUAAUGUGAUGCAGUUUAAAUGUUGCAGUACUGUGAGCAUAGUUAAGACUAGUGUAAACUUUUAUAGCAUAAGUUAGGUUAAAAUAAAAAAUGAAAAAUGUGAGAAUGGCAGCAGGUUGUUACGCAAUUUAAUGAAAGGAAAAUGUUAGCAACAUAUCAGUUGGAUACCAGAUUGUUGAUAAUGAAGCGGAUGGGUAGAGUUAAAGUGUUCCAAACCGGUGCUAAUCAAAAAGAUGUUCACUGUAAAAAAAGAAAAAAUAACGAAUCGUACUGUACAUACCUAAACGGAUUUUAUAAAAUCACGAAAGAGACGUAAACAACUGCUAGCACUGAUACGGCGAAUUGGAGUGCCGUAAACAGGCCAAAAUGCUCCGUCGACUGUUUCCGCUGAGUAGCAGUUUUCAUAGAAGACAUUCGCUUGUACAUAGCAACGAACCGAGGAGAAGAUUUCCACAUUUCCAAAGAAAUCAUUUCCUACAGCCAGCAGCAGUCGCUAGUUAGUCACAAUCAAGAUGCAAUAUGAUGAAGAAUUUAUCUUAAAUUCUAGAAAAAAAGAAAUAGUUGUGAAUAAAACGAUAUAAAAUU